UCUGCGCGUGCGCAUGUAGGCGUGUGUUCGUGCAUGUAAACUAACGUUAGCGGCCUUUUCCCUCUGGGUAACCGACGCGUGUUUUUUCCAUUAAGUAACCCCGACUUCCUAAAUUGUAAACAUAAACAGCAGCCCUGCCCCGACGCGCCCCAACCCCAAGCGGAGCCGUCAUGUGGCAGGAGGCCCGCAAACAUGAGCGCAAACUGCGCGGGAUGAUGGUGGACUACAAACGGCGUGGGGAAAGGCGAAGAGAGUAUUAUGAAAAAAUCAAAAAGGAUCCAGCCCAGUUCCUGCAAGUUCAUGGCAGAGCCUACAAAAUCCACCUGGAUUCAGCUGUAGCCCUGGCAGCUGAGAGUCCUGUUAACAUGAUGCCUUGGCAAGGAGAUACCAACAACAUGAUUGACAGGUUUGAUGUCAGGGCUCACCUGGACUACAUCCCUACCUAUACGCCUCUACCUAUACUUAGCACUACCACCCCUGAGCAGGAAUCAGAAGAGCGGAAGUGCAAUUAUGAGCGCUACAGAGGUCUGGUGCAGAACGACUUUGCCAGCAUCUCUGAAGAGCAGUGCUUGUACCAGAUCUAUGUGGAUGAACUCUACGGUGGCCUACAGAAACCAAAUGAGGAUGAAAAGAAAAAACUCGCUGAGAAGAAAGCUCAGAUCGGUUAUACUUAUGAGGACAGCACAGUGACUGAACAAGACGAACAAUCAAAGAAGGGAACUGAGGAGGACUCUGAAAACAGCGAGUCUGAGGAAGACGAAAUUAUCCCUGACAUCGAUGUUGAGGUGGACAUAGACGAACUGACUCCUGAACAGGUGUUGGAGAUUAAUAAGAUGGCCACCACUUACGGCAUGGCAGACGGAGACUUUGUUUGGAUGUUGAGGAAGGACAAGGAGGAAGUGGAGGCCAUUAAACACGCUAAAGCACUGGAGGCAGAGAAGGCCAUGUACUCUGGCCGGCGGUCUCGCAGACAACGAAGAGAGUUCAGAGAGAAGUAUAUGAAAGGCAGGCAGAUCAGCCCACCCAGCUAUGCCAGAAGAGACAGUCCUACAUACGACCCCUACAAACGGCCAGAGUCGGACUCAAGUUCAGAGUCACGCUCUCGUUCCCGAACUCCAGGCAAUGAUAAGAUCACCUUCAUCACAAGCUUUGGGGGCAGUGAUGAAGAGGGAGCGACAACCACAGCAGCCCCACCUGCAGCGGCAUCAAGCCACAGCACCUCCAACAGCGCAGGUCAUAGCAGGGGCUCCCGCCGAAGACGGUCUUCAUCGAGUCCUUCAUCAUUUUCCUCCCGCUCCUCAUCACACCGGUCUUCACGCUCAUCCUCGCGUUCUCGUCGGAGUCGUCGUUCUCGUGGCUGCAGGGACCGAGACAGCCGUUACUCCAGGUCUCGCUCUCGCUCACGUCGUCGGUCUGACUCACGGUCACGGCAGCGCAGUGGAGGAGUAAGUUCAAGGAGACGAUACGACAGGACAAGGUCUCGAUCUGUGGAUCGGGGGAGAGACAGGAUCAGAGAUCGGGACAGGGGGAGGCGCUACACGGGUCGUAGACGAACCAGAUCUCGCUCACGUUCACGAUCAGUUGAUCGUUAUCGGCAGCGAAGUCGCAGUUCUGCAUACAGGAGGGGCGGCAGUAUCAGUCAAAGCCCCUCACGUUCACCUGCUGCAAGCCGCAGCUCUUCCCCCUCCUCCCAUUCUGCUCUACCUGGCUCUGCUGCUCCAGACAAACUGAGAAAGCCUGAAACUCCGGGUGGUAAAGAAACUGGAGCUGCCAAACCCAAAAUGACGCCUCAAGAAAAACUCAAACUCCGCAUGCAGAAGGCCCUGAACAGGCAAUCCAAGGCGGAUAAGAAGGCAGCACAAGCUAAGAUCCAGCAACAAGAGCACAAGCGACAGGAACGAGAAGGAGUUCUUCGCGCAAUGGCACGGAAAAUACGCAUGAAGGAACGGGAACGGCGGGAAAAAGAGAGAGAUGAAUGGGAGAGACAGUAUGGACGUCAGAGUCAUUCGCCCUCCCCCAAUGCCAAAUACAGUCGGGACUACGGCUCAUCGAGAAGGAGAUCGCGCUCAAGGUCACGGAGUCCUCAUUACCGGUACUGAAGAACCAGCUGAUAAAAGAGACAAUGAAACAUCAAACAGAUGGUUUAGGAGUGAUUAAAGCAGUUUACAUGCAAGUUUGGAGGGAAAUUACAAAUAAAAUGAAUAUCACUCACUGCAGCUUCUCUUACAUCUUUUAAGGAUGCAAUGGAAACCAACUAAAUCCUUUCUUAAAUUGUGAAAAUUAACAACAUCAUGCUAUAGAAACGCAUUUGAACUCUUUAUAUUACACAGAAAACAUGAAUUCUUCUGAAUGCUUUGAGCUGCUAGGAUUCUUACAAAGCUUUGCAGAUUGUUUUCGGCCGAACUUUGAUAAUUAUGUGGAAGAUUAGGAUGAAUCCUCUUCCCUCAUGUCUUAAAGCCCCAUUAAAGAGUGUUCACAAACAAAAAAAUACAAACUGUCGCCAUUUUCUCACCCUCAUGUUGUUCCUAACGCGGCUGACUGACUUUCUUGAAAAACAUCAUUGACUAACUUUGAUUUAAUCUGUUGAAGAAGGGAAAAAGGUCAGCAAGGCUGAGUAAGUGACAUGCUUGUGUUUUCUAGGUAAACCUUCCCAUUUUACCUCAUUGUACAUAAUAUCCUCAACGAGAGUAAAUUUCUUUUAAAGAAAAGGCAGAUUCUAAUUGCUCAUCUUUUUCACUCAGUAAUGUAAAUGUCUGGUGGUUCUUCUAUUAAAAACAAUCAUCGGUGACCACACAUUUUGACAGAAAUAAAAACCUAAACAUGAAUGAAAGAUAAA
Molecule: messenger RNA, 2836 nt
Organism: Danio aesculapii
Lineage: Eukaryota; Metazoa; Chordata; Actinopteri; Cypriniformes; Danionidae
Gene: clasrp
Product: CLK4-associating serine/arginine rich protein
Exons: 21
Coding region: 171-2099 (642 amino acids)
Source: RefSeq, a predicted model, not a curated record